Molecule: messenger RNA, 1630 nt
Organism: Triplophysa rosa
Lineage: Eukaryota; Metazoa; Chordata; Actinopteri; Cypriniformes; Nemacheilidae
Gene: chmp2a
Product: charged multivesicular body protein 2A
Exons: 6
Coding region: 174-836 (220 amino acids)
Biological process (GO): protein transport; late endosome to vacuole transport; endosome transport via multivesicular body sorting pathway
Cellular component (GO): ESCRT III complex; multivesicular body
Source: RefSeq, a predicted model, not a curated record
UAUACAAAGGAAGUAUUGACAUUCAGAUGCGGAAGUUGGAGUGAGGAAAACAAUCGGGUAGAUCGACAGUAACUUUAAAUAAGCAGUAGAAAAAACAGUCGGCGGCAUAAUAGUUUGUCUCUUCAGCCGCUGAUAUUUCUGCUGGACAUUUUCUACAUCAAGAAAAGGAAAAGAUGGAGUUUCUGUUUGGAAAAAGGAAGACUCCAGAGGAGAUGCUCAGACAGAAUCAAAGAGCACUAAAUCGAGCCAUGAGAGAUCUAGACAGAGAACGCCAGAGACUGGAGCAACAGGAAAAGAAAAUAAUUGCUGACAUUAAAAAAAUGGCCAAGCAAGGACAGAUGGAUGCUGUUAAGAUUAUGGCUAAGGACUUGGUUCGCACAAGACGGUACGUAAAGAAAUUCAUCAUGAUGCGAGCCAAUAUUCAAGCUGUUAGCCUUAAAAUCCAAACGCUCAAAUCAAACAACAGCAUGGCACAGGCCAUGAAAGGAGUCACCAAAGCUAUGGCCACCAUGAACAGACAGUUGAAGUUGCCACAGAUUCAGAAGAUAAUGAUGGAGUUUGAACGCCAAAGUGAAAUUAUGGACAUGAAGGAGGAGAUGAUGAAUGAUGCAAUCGAUGAUGCAAUGGGAGAUGAAGACGAUGAAGAGGAGAGCGAUGCUGUGGUUUCUCAAGUUUUGGAUGAGCUGGGUCUGAAUCUGUCCGAUGAACUUUCAAACCUGCCUGUUACUGGAGGAAGUCUUUCGGUCGCAGCUGGAAAGAAAGCUGAACCACAGGCCACACUGGCAGAUGCUGAUGCCGACCUGGAGGAGAGGCUGAAUAACCUCAGAAGAGACUGAGAAUUUAGAGACUUUAAGUAAAGUUUUGACACAGUUUAUCGAAAGCGUGCUUUACUGAAAUUUAGACUGAUGCAAAGAAAAGAGGUGGUACAACACAUUUUAUGGAUGCCGUCAUAUUUUUUUCUCAAGAUUUUUGAUGCUUAUAUGCGUCUCUUUUUUCUGUCACCUUUUAGGAUGUGUUGUAUAAUUGUUAUUCUGCAAAACAUGUAACCCAAAUGAAAAUGCAAUACAUCAGACUGAUUUUGAAGUUUCUGUUUAGACAAAUCCUUUCCAAAGGUGAUCAAAGAAUCUGUUAUCCAGAAAUGAAAGGUUUUACUUUUUUUGGAGAAUAAACUAACACUAAAUAUUUCAUUACUAUGAAAACUGAUUUAUCACACAUCUCUUGGGUAUAAAUGUGUGUUGUGAUACUGAACUUUGAUAAAAAAAUUCAAAAUCGAUUCACCAGUUUUCCAAUCUGUCCAUAUAUAUUAUAUAUGCUCUCUUUGAAAUACUUUUGCUAUUAUACUGUCAUGAUCUUUUAAUGGCAUAUGACCCUGUAUAAUAAAUGUGGUGGUUUAUAUAUUUCUUUCUAAAAGUGAUUAAAUCUUAAGUCCUACACACAGACUUGUACAUCAAACUGUAAAAUAUCCCACAAUAACUCCUAAAAAACAUUUCCCACAAAAUUAUAUAAAGACUUACAGAGUGUUACAAAACAAUGAAUUUAUCUCAUAAAUCCAAAGAGGUGGUAGUCAUAUAGAUAUUUUACUUAGCGUGUUACUUUUUGGUUUAAUAAAUAUUUUUCACAAUUAAAAGAA